CAAAUAUAAUUCUGCGUCUAUUUGGCAUCAAAACGGACGUGUCCCCGCCCAUUUGUUGACACUCCGCCGGCAUAUAACUUUUUUACCACCCCCUAAAAACUCCAUUGCUCUGUCUUGCCUUUUUGAUUGACCGCUCCAUAUUUUUGUCGCCGUGCUGAAUUUUCCUCCUGCUGGAGAAAGGAGAAAAAACAACACGAAGAGAAAGAGAGGAAGGUACGGCGGAAAAUAAAGGAGGUGGAGGAAAAAAGUGAAAGAACAGGAGCUUCAGUGGAAAGACGGUGGGGACGGGUUGGGAAGCAAGAAGAGGUUGCGCAAGCGGAGACUUGCCGUUUAUCUGCAGAAGUCCCUGCUUUUGUGUGAAGGAUUUUUUUUUGUUGUUGUUUUCCAUCUGCACAACACAAGGAGGUGACACCAUGACGACAGAAAUGCAGGAGAUCGCCAUCACAGAGGACAAGCCGUUACUCACGGGACAGGCUGACGCCGUCAAGGAUGCAGAACUGGCUGCUAGGAUACUCCUGGACCAAGGACAGGAGCACAGUGUCGAGACCCCGUAUGGUGUCCUGCACGUGACCCUGCACGGCUCGCGGACCUCCCGCAGGCCUGCAAUCCUCACCCUGCACGACGUGGGUCUGGACAGUAAGAGCUGCUUCUCCCCUCUGUUCAAGUUCGAGGAAAUGCAGGAGAUUGUGAAGAACUUCACCCUGAUUCAUAUUGAUGCUCCAGGACAGGAGGAGGGGGCUGCUCCCUACCCUGCAGGUUACCAGUAUCCCUCCAUGGAGACCGUUGCAGAGAUGAUCCCUGCUGUCCUGCAGUUUUUCAACUUCCGUUCUGUAAUUGGUGUGGGUGUGGGAGCAGGAGCCUACGUUCUCUCCAAGUUCACUAUUGCAAACCCAGACUCAGUGGAGGGUCUUGUUCUGAUUAACAUUGACAUUAAUGCGCGUGGAUGGAUAGACUGGGCCGCUCAGAAGCUGAGCUCUGUGACAUCAUCCCUCACAGAUCAGAUCAUGUCCCACCUUUUCAGUCAGGAAGAGCUGUCAUCAAACACAGACCUGGUGCAGUCUCACAGAGAGCGUCUCUCCAAAUCUUCUAAACUGGCCAAUGUAGAGCUCUUUUGGAAGACCUACCAAGGCCGCAGAGACUUGAACAUUGACCGCAACAGCACAUUCAAGUGUCCAGUAAUGUUGGUGGUGGGUGAUCAGGCUCCACAUGAGGAAGCUGCAGUGGAGUGCAACAGCAAACUGGACCCAACAACAACCUCAUUCCUAAAGAUGGCUGAUGCUGGUGGCCUUCCUCAGCUGACUCAGCCUGCGAAACUGACUGAGGCAUUCAAGUAUUUCAUCCAGGGCAUGGGUUACAUGGCGUCAUCUUGCAUGACCCGCCUGUCCCGCUCUCGUACCACCUCCCUCUCCUCCUCGUAUUCCAUGGAUGGGUCGCGCUCUCGCUCUCGCACCCUCUCCCAGGGCUCACAGGGCGGCCAGAUGCCUCCCAGCCCCUCCCAAACGAUGGAGGUGUCCUGCUGAAGAGAAUACGAGAAGAAGCAGUUGGAGGGAAAGCGAGAGGAGCGAGUGAGAAUGAGACAGAGGGCAAAGGCAAAAUGGAAGGAAAGGGAACGCUAAGACAUGACAAUAAUGCAGGAACAAGACGAAUGGGUUACUUAUUUGUCACUAAAUAACUCCCGUCAUUCCCCACAAGAGCAGAAUAAGAAUAGAGACAAGCGAGGGGGAGGAAGAGGAAGAUAGAAACCUGUCCACCACAUUAUUCCAGUCAUUCUCCUCACACCCCCUUCCAUCUGAAAGCAAAGUGGGUUGGGUGGUUCAGCCGUAAUUAUGAUAUGUACUGGCCAGACGAGAUUUAUAAAACUGGGGGAAGGUGGGUCCUUACUCCCUCCCUCAUUUGGAGCCUCUAUCAGCCAAUAGAGCCCUUUAAUUUAAAUAGCUGUGUCCUAUAGAGGCCGCACUUUAACCAAUAGUAAUAAUUCUGAAAAGGGAAUUGUGGUUGACGCUGAUGAUCAUGUUGCUAAUGGUGACGACACCGAAACGAAAAUGAAAUAGAAAAAAAACAGUAACACUUUUCUCCUUAUUACGCAGUGAGUGUAAAAUGACAAAUAAAAAAAAACAUAAUAUAGCAGAGAUACUUAUACUAGUGUGUGUCUACUACUUUUCAAAUUAGUUUUUGUUGUGUAAUUUUUGUUUCGGUAAUCAAAAUUUUAUUUUCUUAUAUGUAACCUGCCUCAGCAAGGAGCUGAAGCCACCGAUUGGUUGAUCCAUCCUGUGACGCCGGCCAAUAAGAGCCGCUCCCUCCUUGUUGUUGCCAGGUUGUUUCUGUCUUCCAUUUGCCCCGUCUAUCAGUGGCUGUUUUGUUUUCCCAUUGGAUUUGAGAUGAAUAGGAAGCUUUCACUUUUCACUUUUUUUUUUCUUUUUCUGAACUGGUUAGAAGUUGCAGGUCUGGUUCAACCCAUGUGAAUAUUGACCGGAUACAUUUUUUUUCUUUUAUAAUCUGCUAACGAGGAUUUGGGCGUGUGUGUGUGCUGUUUUGUUUGCGUGGAGUGUUUAGCGAACUUGGUGGUCGACAGGUAAGCGUAGGUGAGACUGAGGGUGUUUGCGUGCUUUCUAGUAGCUAGCUCGCACCCUAUUAACACUAGUCGCUCACUAUAUAGUGCUUCCAACUUUGCUGGCAAUCUGGCACUACAGGUCCCAAUAUCUAUGCUUGCCUGCUACUCACCACAGUGGGUUUCUUCGAUGAGUAGCAUGCUAGUAGGGAUACCACAUGUCAGUGCUGAGCAUGGCCAGAAGGGAUCACUGUGUUUAUCAUCUGGGUUGUAAAUCUUUUAGCCUUGCCUGUGCAUGGAUACCUCCUAACAAACCCAGCUAGCAUACUUGAGUCUAUGUGCAUUGUGAGGUAGAAUGAACACACGCUCCUCUCCGGCAGCAAGCAAGCUUUUAGUCAAGCAACAGGGUCAAGGAAUUUGCGUUUGCAUGUGAUCGUUACGAUACGCGUGUCCAAGGAAGCAAAUGUAGGUCGUACGGAAAGGGUUGUGCAUUGUGUGGUGGAGUCGAGAAGGCCACUGGCCCAGUGGAGAAGGUGAAUAAUCAGUUCUGAGACCAACAAAACUCCCUGUGACUUAGCAAUGACAACGAACCAGCCCCUUCACUGCCACCAAUCUCAAGGGCUGCAGUCAUGUGAGGACAAUGUCAUAAGGGGCAACAAAUCUUGCCUUAUUUUUUGUUUUGAUAGUGAAAUCCAAUCAGCCAGAUCACACUGUCAAUGAGCUACUGCCAAAACUAAAAGGUCCAAAGUACAAAGGGUACUUUUGUCAUGAACCUGUCAUAAGCUAAAACUGCGCCUGAUAGGAGAAUUUCUGACAUCUAAAUUGAUAAUAUUUCAAGGGUAAAUCCAGAAAGUGUAAAGCUAACCACUGCCCUGUGAUGUGUAGCCAUAGGACUGAGGACGUUUGGACCCAGAUGAGUAUCAGAGAAGCAUAUGUUUCAGAGGCAUAUUUUUAUGUCACCUCUGUGCACACGCUUGUUUUCUGAUGCAGAUUUGCAUCUGGUUAUUUUUCUUUAAUAAGCGGUAUCACUCUCAUGAGCCACCUGGAGAUCGCCUGUUUCUUUUACGUGAAGUUGCAUGCUCCUUUAAAGUUGGAGCCAUGAUGUGGACGGUGAUGCCAGUGGAGGGCCAUUGAUUUGAGCUUAGGAUGGAUUAGUGCUCUAGUCUAGCUAACGUAUGGAUGUGAAAUGAGAUUAAACAAAGAUGCAGCCAUGUUUUAAGCACUUUGGUAACUGUUAAUGGGGUUGAAAUUUAAAAUGUAAAUGUUUUGCUCCCAGGCUAAAAUCAAUCUAAAUCAGACAUGACAGCUUCUACAGUACCACAUGAUGGUAAUUGAAAAUAGAAAAUAGAAAGAAUAAUUGCCAAAUAAGGAAAGAGAGUGAUGCUUUUGUGGAGUGAUGAGCAGGGCUGUGUGGCUGUAAAUGCUUGUCCAUUUUGUCUCUUGUUUGUUUUUUAAUUUUUACUUUGAUCAUAUUUCUCUUCCCCUCUAUGUUUUGUUUUUGUUUUACCUCUGUGAAGUGUUAGUUUAAUGUCCCAAUGUGCUCAUGAGUUAGUUAACCAUGUGAUAGCUCUUGUGUAACUUUUUUAGCAUUAGCGCUGAUAAGGAAGAAUUAUAUAAUUAACAAUAAAAAAAGAUUAAAGGAAAACAAUACCAUCAGAUUUUCUCGUGUGGCUAAUUUCUCUGUGUAACACAAUGAAUUAAAAAGUAAGCUCAAAUAUUAAUAAAAGUUUAAGAAACA
Betta splendens (Siamese fighting fish) is the source of this 4286-nucleotide messenger RNA. RefSeq names its product NDRG family member 2 (gene ndrg2). Gene Ontology annotation, biological process: signal transduction. The coding region runs from base 414 to 1520 and encodes 368 amino acids. Gene Ontology annotation, cellular component: cytoplasm. The transcript is spliced from 16 exons. The record is from RefSeq and is a predicted model, not a curated record. NCBI's taxonomy places the organism in Eukaryota, Metazoa, Chordata, Actinopteri, Anabantiformes, Osphronemidae.